Messenger RNA from Hypanus sabinus (Atlantic stingray), 1209 nucleotides. It is a transcript of the gene shbg, whose product is annotated as sex hormone-binding globulin. Gene Ontology annotation, molecular function: steroid binding. The transcript is spliced from 7 exons. Bases 45 to 1151 code for a protein of 368 amino acids. Lineage: Eukaryota; Metazoa; Chordata; Chondrichthyes; Myliobatiformes; Dasyatidae. The record is from RefSeq and is a predicted model, not a curated record.
ACGACUCUUGCUUCUUCUGGGACAAUGCCAAAGAUCCAAGCAUUAUGUCCCUGUCCCAAGUUGGCAUCCAAUUCCCUGGGCUGCAGUUAAACUUGAAGUAUUUACACAGGGUGUCGUACCAGUCGGAAUUCGACCUGCGGACCCUGGAUCCCGAGGGAGUGAUCUUCUAUGGAGACAAAGAAAAUGGAAUAAAUUGGUUCAUGCUGGCUCUGAGGGACGGUCAUCCUGAGAUUCAGCUGGCUAGCAAGCAUUGCCUCACUGCUGUCUCAUCUGGACAAGUCCUCAAUGACGGCAAAUGGAGGAGGAUAAUGGUGCAGAGUGGGGAAAAAACCGUCAGGCUCCUGGUGGACGGGAAGCCCAGCCUGAUCCUCAGCAUCCUUCCCAACAUUGGCUUUGAGGAGAAUCAGUUCACUGUGCGCAUCACCCUGGGGAAAUCCCUCAUCAAUGAGUCUGAAUUCAUCCUCCCACUCAAGCACCGACUGGAUGCCUGCAUCACCAACUGGAACUGGCUUCAGCAGAACACGUCAUUGCUGUCUCAGAAAGUUGCCAUGAACCCCAACCUCCAGUGUCCGAUGGACAUCAUGCCUGGAACCUUCUUCCCGGGAGGGGGAGUGGUGGCGUUCCAGGCUGGUGGUUUCCAAAAUGAUUCCGAGUCUCCAGAAGACUGGUCUCUGAGGUUCGAGGCUGUCAUUCGUCCCAAAAAACAUACUGGGGUCGUGCUGGCCGUACUAUCCAAGACAUACAAUCUUCUGAUGCAGCUCGACAUUGUUCUAAAGGACAGGCAGGAGGUAUUCUGCCUAAAGCUUGGAGACACAGUGCUAUUUGAAUUGCCCGCUCCCAACAAACUAUGCAAUGGCCACAAGAUCGUCCUCAGCCUCUCUGCUGAAAUGAUCUCCCUGCAGGUGGUUGACGAACUCAGGACCCUGCAGGAAACACGUAACAGCAUUGCUACACUGAGGUCUGCCUGGAUCAAGAAGGAAGCCUUUGUGUUUCUGGGGGGAUUGCCUGCCCUGGAUACGUUAGGCCACGGAUGGUAUUACUUCCAGGGCUGUAUGCAGAAUCUGAGGAUGCAGGGGGAGCCCUUGGACAUGAACCAGGCCCUGUUUGUCCACCACGCCAUCUUGACCCACAGUUGUCCGGCUUCAAAAUAGCAGUCUGGCCUCCUCGUCUGCCCAUCCACAAUCAACCUGUCUCAGUCUCCGUGCCUCA